GCAGCAGCGAGUGUCGCGUUAUUUUCCAAAGUGUCUGCCAAGCCAUAAUAUUAUUGUCAACUUAUGUAUUUUGUUCGCGUACGCGCGGGCAAUAAUAUUAUGGGUUAUUUGGCCGUCAAAUAAUUAGUAGACGCUCGCUCAUUUUCUAAGCGCAACGGCAUUAGGUGUUCGUCCACGUCUCGACGAACGAACCGUUGUCUCGUGUUGCGAACGAAUUUUUACGUGUUUGGAUAUAGAGUAGCUGCUAUUAUAUCACCUACCUAUUCGCAAAUCACAGCGCGCUCCGUCAGUUGGUCAUAUAUUCGCCAGUGUCGUUGCUCGUUACACACGGGAUGCGAUAUAUCAGAUUAUAUUUAUAUACAUACAUACGUGGAUACAUGAACGCGUAUGUAAAUGUAUUCGCGUAUAGAUGUUUAAAGUAUUUAUACCCUUGAAAGAAGUGUACUUAUAAGUGUUCGCGUGUGUGUGUGUUUCGCGUUUGGGACGUGCGCGAAUUAGAACAAUUAUAAUUUUCAUGCGUGGCCAACGGCUGCGCGAUUAUAUGCACGUCUAAAGGUUAUAAUAACGGUGCUUCGAUAGCUUGCGAUAAUAAAAAAUAUAUUCAUGUCAAGUAAUGAUGUGUCGCUGAUACAUAUCGUGUGUGAUUGUUUGUCGUGACUCGUGUGUAUGUGUCUUUGAAUAAAAACAAAGAAAAAAUGAAUGACAACGAAGUUGCUGCAGCUGCAUCAUCUCCUGCAUUUGAUUACCCGCAGCAUCAAAGUGACGAUGAUAGCAUUAUCGAUGCAUCCCAAUUUGAUUUUAGCGAUAAAGAUACAUGGUUGUGUACACCAUCAUCCAGACGUAACAGUGUGGGAAAUCAAAGAGUUGAAGAUCUUCAAGCUUGGCUGCAUGGCCAAGAAAACAAUCAGUAUGAUAUCAGUGAAUCUGCUUCUCAUAAAUUGGUCGACACAAGAACAUUUAGGAUAAAAAGAAAAUCAAAUAAUAGAUUAAGCCACGAUAGUACCGAAGCUUUAACAACAAGUGAUAAACCAUUUUCUAAUAUUUGGAAAAAUAAUACAUUUGUUUCAGAAACAAAAAAUGUUAACACUGAUAAGGAACAAAACAAUAAUAUGGAUAAAGAACAAAAAAUACUACAUGAAAGAAGAGACAGUAUACCUAUGAUGCUUCGUCGCAAAACAAAUCAGUUCAUGUCAGCGUAUCCAUCAGAAAGUCCUAAAUCAAUCAAUAGCGAUGCCAGUAUGGAAGCAUUUAUAAAUGCUGGUGGUUCAAAAGAUGGUCACUGUUCAAUGUUAAGUGAUGUCAGUGAGCCAGAAGUUGCUCCUUUUCUCAUGAAUAUCUCGGAACCUUCGUUUCUCUAUUCGUCGAUAAUGUCUGAUAGCAAAAUCGACGACGGCAGCAUACAAAUGAUGACCCAGUCUAUAACUGACAGCUUUAUCGAUCCGCAAAUACUGACGGACUCGAUGAUGGAGACUAGCAUGUUCAAGGAGGUGCAGGACGCCUCGGUAAUCGUAGAUUUUCUCAAGCAAAGCACGAGCGAACUCGUAUUGCAGGAAGACGCGACGGGCUACGAAAGCUCCGCUACCGAUCCCAGCGACCGAACGUUCGUCAAUGAGAAUGUCGAUGAUAAAAAUGGAACUUAUCGCAAGAGCUCGCCCAACGAGACUUUUGUUGCCAGCAACGACAAUUCCAAGUUGAGCGACACGUUUGUGGCCAACAAGUCCAUACUCAAGGACACGUACUCGGGGACGUCGUCACCAAUUUUGAAAGGUAGUCUGGCCAAACUGACGCACAUCGUCGCUGCUCAAUCGCCAGAUACAGUUCUCAGUACCAUCGGAAUUCUCGACACUUCGACACCCAACUCGAUGAUGACUACCACGCAAACGCUGGCCAAUGAGAAGGCCGAUGCAACCUUCGACCUACAAUCUUCGUCUCCGCAAGCCCUGGCGAGUAGAAAGCCCUUCGACGCAGGGUAUCAAGUCACCGAGCAAGUGCUUCGACGACAGACUCUAGUGGGUCAACCGGGUAACAGAGCAGAAGCAGCAGUACCAAAUCUGAGGUCGGAACUGCUCAAAGAAGUGCGCCGAACGAGUGGCAAAUUUGACUCGACUUUCAAAUUAAAUACCAACUUGGAUGGAUUUAACGACGCGACAUUCGAGGCAGCUCCCUCGAAGAAUAACGCGACAUUCGAUGCCGUUACCCCGAAGAAUGACGCAACAUUCGAUGCCGCUACGCCAAAGGAUGACGUGACGUUCAUCACCGGCUCGAACGAUGUUACUUUCGAUGCUUCGCCUCCGAACGACGAACCGACGUCAACGGUUGCGAAUAAUGCCACAUUCGAUGCCUUGGCUCCGAAAGAUCAAGCGUUAAGAUCCGAUGCCACGUUCGAUGCCGCAGCUCCGAACGAUGAACAAGCUUUGAGAGCCGAUGCAACGUUCGACGCCCCAGCUUUGAAGUGUUUGCAAGACCCCAAGGUUGAUACUACGUUCGCUGUUACUACUUCGAGUGCCGACGCAACUUUCGACGUCGCGAGCGAUCGACAAGACUUGAAAAUCAAUGCUGCUGAAGUAAAAAGCGAUGAAACCCGUGAAAUUUUGAAGCAAUGCAGCAACGUUCUCGAGGCAACGUAUGUCAGUAAAAUGGAGCCACCGGUUUCAAGGAAGAUCGUCGAUACGGCUUCCGAUCCGACUUCGCAGAAAACCAAAAUUAGUCCUGUAUCUUCUGUGCCACGAUUCGGUUUAGUGCCGCCGAAAAAGAUAUCUACUGAGCCAACUUCACAACCAGAUCCAAAUCGAUUCAAUACUUAUCGUAAAAAUCCCAAAGCCGUACGGAAUAAUCACUUUUCAAAAGCUCAAGACAUAGCUGAAAAGAACAACACGAAUAGGCCAUCUACAGCUCCAACUGAAAUACCAUCCACAAAAGCAGCGAACGAGGCUCUAAAUCAAAAUCGGUUCAACACAUUUUCUAAAAAAUCGGGAGGAAUACUGAAAAAAAUGCAUUACGUCGAUCACGGUGUCUCGGCUGACCAUAGGGCCGAAGAUUCGAAUAAAUUUGUAAAACCAACGAAACAAAUACAGCCACCAAAGACUCUGUCGAAGCUACCGCAAAUGUUUCAAAAGUCAAAUCCAAAUCUCAAUUUUGCUGCGAGACCGUCGUUGGCCAAAAUCGACGUCAGUAUUGGGUACAAUAAGGGCUCGCAACCUAACAUGUACGCGCUCGGCAGACAUAAAUCCGAACAAAAGCUUCGACAGUCCGAAUUUGCCAUGAACAAAUGUUCGAGCCAGUCAACCGAGAGUGUGAGUAGCACCAGCAGUGUGCAUAGUGCACCGGAUCUCGAAGACAAGUUGAGUUCUUGUUCCGAUAAUAGCAAAGCAUCGUACACGAUCAAGCCUGCAGAGACCACGAAAACGAUUAGAAAAUACGAAGGAAAGCUCGCUCUUUCAACACCCAAAGUCAAAUCACCACCACACAUACUCGAGAAUACGUGGGUGGCCGGAAGUAAUUUGCCAUCGCCUAUCUUGAAAAAUGGGCGCGUCACAAAUUACCCGGACAGCAGUGGAGAAAGUAGGAGCACGUCACCGACGACAAGUUCACCGUUAUUCAGUCCUGUCGGUUCGACUCAGGCGAUCAACAAAAUGGGAAUCGACAAUGGAGGUAUCGAAACGAUCGAGGAAAAUAUACAAACCACCGAGAACGUUAAGCCUGUCAAUCAAAUCAAGCCAAUGAAUGUCAUAAAUACAAAUGCAAGCAGUCAACUGCGACGACCCAUGAAUUAUGGCGCCGCUCCAAAUGCAACACCGGCGUCUACGGUAAAUAAUAGUGCAGCAAAUGGUGUCUCGAGUGGUAUUCCGAGACCACAGUCUCGCAUACCGGGACCGAGAUUUGUUAGGCCGAGCUAUAAAUGAUCGAACCAAUGUUAUUUUUCCUUUUAUCGAGAAGAGUACGAGUUGAUAGAAUCUCAGAAGAUGAAUAUCUGCUUUAAAAAAGAACAGCAGUACAAAUUUGCCCGAUCGUGCUUACAAAUACACUUGUAUCGUACAGAAAAUUAAUUUUUGAUGUUGUUUAUAACUGUUUUCAUUUCUUUGAUAUAAGACAUGAGUCGUUGUAAAUAUUGUAAUGAUAAAACAUUGAACAAAUUUUGUAAAAAUUGGAUAAAGCAAAUUUAGCCCGUACUCUGUAUUUUCAUCAACAAUUUUGCAUAUCUAUUAUUGCUAGAUAAUUUAAUAUGAUAGUCAAAGAGAAAUUAUGUGUUACAUUUUUUAUGCUAUCAAUUACAAAUUUCUUUUUGAUGUUAAAGCAAAAUAAGAAAGAAAUAUAUCGUAUAUUGGGCAAUUUUAACAAAUUAGUGCUAUAAUUUGGCAUUUAUGGGUUUACAGCAAAACUUGCGGUGUAAGUUGCUAACCAAAAAUUAUUGAUUGUUAUUGCAUUUGAGGAUACUGGAAUUUAAAUUAGCUCUCUUGAAAAAAAAUUAUUUCGAAAAUGACAUGUUUCGUGAAAUAGUUUUUUUAAGCUCGUUUAUAGCUUUCAUUAUUACUGAAUUCAAGUUAGUCUUAGAAUUGAUGAUCUAAAAAAUUUUAUUAUUAUAAUAUGAAUAGUUUAAUUCAAAUUAAUAUAUUUUAUUUUUUCAUACAUCAUAUGCAGCACUAAAAAUUUGAAUAACUCAGAAUAUUUAUAUCUGUAUUAAUUGAUGAAGUAAAACUUCUGACUGAUCAUUAGUAGUUUAGGAUUUAUUUUCUAUUUAUAAAUUUUUCCUUUGCUACAUCCAGUAAUUUUACUUGAUUUUUAAUCGAAAUAUAUUUUCAAAAUAUCACGUAUUAGUUACGUAUUUAAAUGGAAAAAUUAAUGAAAAUUAUUGUACUAAGGUAUAGUUGUAAAAAAAAUAAUAAAUUUAUCUCUACUUUUAUAAAUGCAUUCUUGUGAGUACGUUGAAUUUUACUGAGAGAAUCACGUUAUUGAUUUUGAUGCUGUUCAAAGAAAUGAAUAUUAUAAUUAUAGUAAUAUAAUAAAGUUAAAAAUUACUAUGUUACAAUAUUUAUUUUGAAAUAUGUUUUGAUGAACCGAGAAAUCGAGAAAUCAAAAUUGUUCAUGACAAAUCAUUAUGUAGAUUUCUGUAAAGUGGAAAAAAAAUCAUUUCACUACUUUUGUUAUGUUAAUUUUGACUUAAGAAUUUUUCAUUAUAACUAAACUUCAAGUGCCUUGAAAAAAUACGUGCAAAUUCUGCUCGUGAUCAAAUUUUGCGUGUUCAAAUUAUAAAUGUAAGCUCUAAGCUGAGCAUUGCCAUUAAUCAGCUUCCGAUACGUAUACAAAUUUUUACAUCCCAGAAAUAUUUUAUAGAAAACUAAUAAAGAAGCUUUUGUUAUAUACUAAA
Messenger RNA from Trichogramma pretiosum, 5365 nucleotides. RefSeq lists its product as uncharacterized. Bases 696 to 3902 code for a protein of 1068 amino acids. Lineage: Eukaryota; Metazoa; Arthropoda; Insecta; Hymenoptera; Trichogrammatidae. The transcript has 6 exons. The record is from RefSeq and is a predicted model, not a curated record.